AUGCUCUCCCUUGCCUUCUCUGUCCUCGGCACCUACUCCACCUUCGCCCAAGACCUUUCCUCGGGCCUCACAAACGGCGGCCCGAUCACGAUCCUCUGGGGUCUAGUCCUCGUUACAGCGUGCAAUCUCGCCGUCGCGUUGUCGCUGGGUGAAUUGACGAGUUCCAUGCCCACGGCGCUGGGACAGGCGUAUUGGGUCCAUCGGAUGUGGGGAACAAAAACUGGGAGGGUGGUGAGUUACAUGUGUGCGUGGAUUAAUGUGUUUGGGUGGUGGACGCUGGGGGCGAGUAUGGUUGCGUUCAUGACUGAUUUCACGCUGGGGUUGAGGGGCCUGUUUGGACAGGCGGAGAGUGCGGGUUGGUUAAAGUUUGUGCUGUAUGUGGUGUUUACGUUCUGCUUGACGGUUGUUAAUGCGGUUGGAUGUCGACGGGAUCGGAUACUGCCGUGGUUGAAUAAUUUCGUCGGGGCGUGGUUUAUCGCGUUGUUUGGGAUACUUUCGCUGGCGAUGUUGAUCGGGGUUGGUGUGAGGGAUAGCCGGGGGUUUCAGUCCGGGACGUUUGUGUUCGGGGCGUGGAUUAAUGCGACUGGGUGGAGUGAUGGGGUUGUGUGGUUUACUGGUCUUGUGCAGGCUGCUUAUGGGCUUACGGCGUUCGACUCGGUGAUUCAUAUGGUUGAGGAGAUUCCGUCGCCGAGGACGAAUGCGCCCAGGAUUAUUUAUCUCGCUGUAGGGUCUGGUGCGGCGACGGGGUUUAUUUUCAUGGUCGUGUGUCUAUUCUGCAUCCAGGAUGUGGACAGCGUCGUCAAUGCGUCGUUGCCGUUUGUCACGCUCAUGAACGAGACCGUUGGCCGCGACGCUGCCACCACGCUCUUGGUGCUCUUCAUCUUCAAUGGCUUAGGACAGGGCGUCAGCAUCCUCACCACAUCCUCUCGUCUGACAUGGGGUUUCGCGCGCGACGGCGGAUUACCAUUCAGCGCAUAUCUCUCACACAUCCACCCGGUCUGGAAAGCACCCGUGCGCGCCAUCUGGGCGCAAGGCAUCAUCAUUGCCCUGGUCGGCGUGCUCUAUCUCUUCGCCGACACCGUUCUCGAAGCAAUUCUCAGCGUCAGCACAAUUGCGCUAACAAUCUCCUACGGUAUACCUAUCGCCGUGUUGCUCUUCAUAACCGGCCGCGAGAAUCUCCCCACCGGAUGCAAAUUCCACCUCGGACGCUGGGGUAGUACUCUGAACUAUGUCAGUUUGGCGUAUUGUUGUGUGACGACUGUGUUUUUCUUUUUCCCUGGCACACCUAAGCCCAAUGUCGCGGAGAUGAACUGGGCGAUUGCGGUGUUUGGGGUGAUGUUGGUUAUCGCGGGAGCGUUCUGGGGAGUUAAGGGGUGGAAGACGUAUUUGAAGACUGAGGAGGCUGGGUUGAGGAUGCUUGUUGCGAGGGAAUUGGAGAUCGAACAAGAGGAGGAAGAGGAACAGGAACGGGUGCAUGCUGUGAACGUGGGUAAAAAGUAG
Molecule: messenger RNA, 1500 nt
Organism: Aspergillus ruber CBS 135680
Lineage: Eukaryota; Fungi; Ascomycota; Eurotiomycetes; Eurotiales; Aspergillaceae
Product: putative amino acid permease family protein
Exons: 1
Coding region: 1-1500 (499 amino acids)
Biological process (GO): amino acid transport; transmembrane transport
Cellular component (GO): membrane
Molecular function (GO): transmembrane transporter activity
Source: RefSeq, a predicted model, not a curated record